UGUGGAAAGACGCCAAAAAAGUUUGAACUUUCGUAAUUUUCGAAAAACCAGGUUUUAAACGAACAGAAGACCUGCUCUAUUCUCUUCAUUUUUCUUCACACAAUACAAUAACAAAGUUUAAUAAAAAACGUUGGAGCUAUUAAUUUAAAAAUUUUGAAAAUGUCCCAAAGGCUUCAUGCAAAGUACCCCUCAUUAGAUUUCAGAUUCAAGGAGCUGUGUCAUCCGCCAGAUCGAUAGAGAAAUAUCAAUGUUGCAGAAAAUCGGUUGAACGGUUUAGCCGCUAGUGUAGGUGAGUAUUCGUUGGGCAGAAUCAUGGAUGAUUUAUGUAUUCGCACACAAAACAUUCGUUCCCUACACUCGUUCUUCGCUUUCGUUCACCGAUUUCGCGAAUUCGGAAUCGACUCGUUGCGUUAAGGGCACGCACAGCAUAGACACAUAAUACAAGCUGUCUUUUUUGUGUAUCGAUGGGAGACAGUCACGGUGUGAGAGAAUCCGAUCCACGUAACACCUUGAUCUGUUCUUGAUUAAGUGGAGAAGUGAAAGACCCUUUCAAUGAUACAGGCUUUGUACAAGCUCACGAAAUUUAACACGCACUCGUCACCAACUACUGCGCAUUACACAGACAAGACGCAAACCUUUCGGGAAUUAACACUGUAAUUAGUCCUGUUUCACUCCUAGUGCACUAGUGUGCAUGAGCAACUCGAUCUAUUUUGGUCGUAUUCGGAUCAUUGCGGUAUGUCGAGGGAUGAGCUGUUAUCUAAUACCACGCGAUAACAAGUGAAAAUUAUGUAGAAUGUGACAUUACGACCUUAUCAGUAGUCCCUGUCAUUUUGUUGUAAUCAUGCGAUAUGCUCCUGAUAUAUGAAUGAGCAAUCACUACAAACAUAUUUUCGCCCUUGUAUAAGAUUGUGGCAGCUCCAGCGAGUGCGUUUUUUCGUCAGCUCUGGAAAAGAACGAAAAUGGAGGUUUCAAAACCACGUGUAGUUGUUGUUGGUUCGUGUAUGAUAGAUCUCGUGAGUUUGAAGACUUAGAAAAUGGUAAGGAACGCAUGGAACGUGGACCAACAGAGGGGCGACGCUUCGCGUGCAAGAAAGGUCUUCUAUGAAGGAAAGGAUGCACUUGAUCCGUACCUUGAUGUGAUUCAGUGGCGGAAGGAUCCAGGGGUACUGGGGUCGGUGUUUGUGACCGAGAGGUUUCCAAAGGCUUAUGUUACACCAGCGUUGCGUUGACGCGCGUCGUAGAUUAACAAUCUAUCUUAUGCGAAACGGCACACAUGCGCUCAUGGGAGUUUCUUAUCGCUCGUGUAACACAGACCUAAAUAAAUGGAACUUCUCGGGAGACCGGAAAUUCGAGUGGCACGACCACCCUCUUUUAACGCAGCACGGAUUUAGGUACGGCUGGGCCCUUCUCCGAAAAAAUGCCCUCCAGUUGUGCAAACACAGACAACACAGCGUUAUGCUCCUAGGCUACCUCGUGCAGGAGAAACUUUGACUGGAAGAAAAUUUCAGCAAGGCUUUGGUGGAAAAGGUGCAAAUCAAUGUGUAGCUGCUGCAAGACUUGGAGCAGAGACUGCUCUUAUUGCCAGAUUAGGGGAUGAUUCGUUUGGCCAUGAAUACCUGAAAGCUCUAAAUAAAGAAGGUGUACAAACUGGUUAUGUGUCAAUCACAAAAGAAAUGCACACUGGUAUGGCACAAAUUGUUGUGGCAGAGUGUGGUGAAAAUCAAAUUGUUAUUGUCCCGGGAGCCAAUAGAAAUCUGUGUGUAGAGGAUGUCCAAUUAGCUAAGGAGACGAUUGAAGCAGCUAAAGUUCUGUUAUUUCAGCUUGAGACUCCAGUUGAAGCUACUUUGGCUGCUCUGAAAUUGGCUAAAGGGAAAGGGAAGAGAAUAGUGAAUGCUGCCCCAGCAGUAUUAAAAGACACUGCCCUUUUUACUGAAUCAGAUAUUUUCUGUAUCAAUGAGACUGAAGCUGAAGAAUUGUUAAAAAUUCCUGUAAAAUCCAUAGAAGAUGGCUAUAAAGCUGCUGAGAAGUUUCGUGAUCUUGGUUGCUCAGCAGUUGUGAUAACUCUUGGAAGCCAAGGUGCUAUACUCUCAACUCAAGAAGACCCAACACCUUACCACAUUCCUGUUAAAAAGGUGCAACCUGUGGAUACUACAGGUGCUGGUGAUGCUUUCCUAGGUGCAAUGGCAUAUUAUAUGGCCUACCAUCCACAACUUUCCUUGAAGGAGAUAGUUCAUAGAGCAUGCUCUGUUGCCACUAUUUCUGUGCAGUCACCAGGAACACAAUCAAGUUUUCCUUACAGGAAUGAAUUACCAGAUGCAUUACUUUAGUAAUUGAAGUAAAUUGCUGCAUCUUGAAGAGAGAAAGGUGUUGAUACAAGAUUUUUCCAUAUAUGUUAAAUAUUUUAAGUUUGGGACCAACUUUUGGCCAGUGAGUGAAAGAACCAUUAAUACAUACUCAUAUAUAAAAAAUAAAUAAUUGUAAAUUUUCACAAAUGAUAAUUACAUAACGUACAUGUACUUGUUAAUAUAUUAUUUUUAUAUCUCUAGAUUGUUUAUGUAAAUACAAUUGGUGGGCUAACCGUACCUUUAAUGUUACCUUAUGAACUCAGUCCAUCAAUUUAGAAAAUAAAACUAUUGAAAUUUCGUGUUUCAUUGAUUCUUUUCUUCUUUGCAAUAUUUAUCUGUAUAUGAAGAUGAGGCAAUGUAGUGAUAAAUCUCAUUUUUGUAAGGUAGAGUAAAAAGAGAGUUUACGUGAAUUCAUUCUUCCUUGGUUUGUGAAUACCCAUCAUGUUGCUUCCUAUAAACCUAUUGCAGUUCCAGGAGCACACUUGUACUGUUUUGACCAUAAUGUCAGUUUUGGAAAAACUACAAAAUCUUCAUUUUGGUUGUGUGAUAAGAGUUAUCAUUGUUGCCUCUUCAUAUAUAAAAAUGAAAUUACCAAUGCUUAACACCUUGCCUGGUAAACUGAUUUUAAUAAUUUUUCAGUUAUAAGCAAAUACAGCAUUUAUUUUGACUGAUCAUCUUGUUAUGUUGCUUUGAUUGUCAGAUCUAAAUAUGCACUGAUAAUCAUAGACAAAUAAAGCAAUAAAUAUUCCCCACAGAGUACGCAAUGGUACUGUUAUUAGCGUCUUAAUCCCAGGUGAUUGUCAGGGUAUUUUCAUGUCGAAUGUCUACAUUUUAUGUAAUUAACAACUAAACAA
This is a messenger RNA of Gryllus bimaculatus (two-spotted cricket), 3199 nucleotides long. NCBI's taxonomy places the organism in Eukaryota, Metazoa, Arthropoda, Insecta, Orthoptera, Gryllidae. The record is from the annotation of a GenBank genome assembly.